CUCGCCAGCGGAGGCGUGUUUGUCUGGCUCUUUACGCGGAAACGACGUAGCCUUUGUUUACAUCGCAGGAGUCUUCGCAUUUCGCUAACUCUUGCAUGGAUUAUACAUCACAUUUAUAACAAUAACAACAUAGCCACCUCACAGUUUUGUGACAAUGGGCGGCCAUGGGGUGAUGGCGAACGAGGAAUCGUUGGAUUACUCCGUGCACGAGGCGUGGAAUGAGGCCACAAAUGUAUAUUUACUCGUCAUUUUGGUUAGCUUCGGAUUGCUGAUGUAUGCUAGAAAAAAUAAGAGGAAAAUCAUGAGAAUAUUCGCCUUGCCCCCGACCGCCGGAGCCACGGCCGAACCCAACUUCUACGACAGUCUGCAGAAAGUUCGACUCCGUCAGCAGCUGGAGAUGUACUCACUUGGUAGGAUUUUCAAUAUCACGAGGAAGUACGACCAGCAGCAACAACAACAAGGCCAUAGUGAGAGUGUUCAGCUCUCUAUGGAAUGAGAACUGGACGACAUGGUAGCGUGAACCGACAUCCUGCCAGUCUGUUAAACCUUGCCAUUCUCUAUUUAACGCCCCGGCUUCCCUAAAUGUGAUCAGUUAUUACACUUCUCAAGAGGACGUGCAGACUAGGAGUAAGGAGCUGAGGGUCAAAGCAGGGCUCUAUGAUUGAGACAUGUCAAUUGAAAUUGUCUGUGUUUGUGUAGCUUUUGCUGUCCCCCUGAUGUAAGGGCUGUAUUGGCUCUUGAUAUGAAGAACUACGCAACUGGCUGUUACCAAUUCAGCAUCUGUUUAUUUUUUUUUGUAUAUGUCUGCUUCUGUUGUGGUCUUCAUUAGCUAGUUCUAAAUGUAUUAAAAUGCUUUUUUUGGAGUGCCACCCCACCUUGUUCUCAGAGAUCUACCAACUGAAUGGUCAACUGUAUGAACCUCUGCUGUGACCAACCUGAUUUGGUCAGUAGAGCUGACACUUAUUUCUUAAAAUUUAGUGUGCUGCAUUUGGUUUGAGAGAACCAACUGGAAGGUCGCUCUCCGUGAACAGGGUUGAGCAGCCCUGACUUAUUUAAGUAUUUUUGUAGAUUUGUCCCCUCAUAGUGGUUUUUAGGGGGACCUUUAAUGGAUUUGGUAUUGCAAUUCUUACUCAUAAUCUAAUAAGGGACCAUUUAAUCAAUCAUAUCAAUUAGUUUGGUUGGCAAGAACUGUUGUCUUUACAAAUUAGAUUUCUAACUUUUGUCUUUACAAAACAGCCUAAACAUGUUGAAAGGAUCAAAGUUGAAUUUUCACCACUUCAGUUACUGUUUCUAAAAAGGAAAUUAAUUUAUUUUACUUUUCUGGUUCAAAGUAAUAAAAGACCAAUGAACAAUA
Esox lucius (northern pike) is the source of this 1354-nucleotide messenger RNA. RefSeq names its product small integral membrane protein 19 (gene smim19). The record is from RefSeq and is a predicted model, not a curated record. NCBI's taxonomy places the organism in Eukaryota, Metazoa, Chordata, Actinopteri, Esociformes, Esocidae. The transcript has 3 exons. Bases 155 to 496 code for a protein of 113 amino acids.